This is a messenger RNA of Chaetomium globosum CBS 148.51, 1233 nucleotides long. RefSeq lists its product as uncharacterized. Gene Ontology annotation, cellular component: cytoplasm; nucleus. Gene Ontology annotation, biological process: protein phosphorylation; intracellular signal transduction. The record is from RefSeq and is a predicted model, not a curated record. NCBI's taxonomy places the organism in Eukaryota, Fungi, Ascomycota, Sordariomycetes, Sordariales, Chaetomiaceae. The coding region runs from base 1 to 1233 and encodes 410 amino acids. Gene Ontology annotation, molecular function: MAP kinase activity; ATP binding. The transcript has 5 exons.
AUGGCUGAUCUACAGGGCCGCAAGAUCUUCAAGGUCUUUAACCAAGACUUUAUCGUCGAUGAGAGAUACACGGUGACGAAAGAGCUGGGACAGGGUGCCUAUGGUAUCGUCUGCGCGGCAGUGAACAACCAAACCAACGAGGGCGUCGCCAUCAAGAAGGUCACCAAUGUUUUCAGCAAGAAGAUCCUGGCCAAGCGCGCCCUGCGCGAAAUCAAGCUCCUGCAGCACUUCAGGGGCCACCGCAACAUUACCUGUCUGUAUGAUAUGGACAUCCCCAGACCCGACAACUUCAACGAGACAUAUCUUUACGAAGAGUUGAUGGAAUGCGAUCUGGCGGCCAUCAUCCGGUCAGGCCAGCCGCUCACAGACGCCCACUUCCAGUCCUUCAUCUACCAGAUCCUGUGCGGGCUCAAGUACAUCCACUCGGCGAACGUGCUGCACCGCGACCUCAAGCCGGGCAACCUGCUCGUCAACGCCGACUGCGAGCUCAAGAUCUGCGAUUUCGGUCUCGCGCGCGGCUUCUCGAUCGAUCCGGAGGAGAACGCCGGGUACAUGACUGAGUAUGUCGCGACGAGAUGGUACCGCGCGCCCGAGAUCAUGCUCAGCUUCCAGAACUACACCAAAGCGAUCGACGUCUGGUCGGUGGGCUGCAUCCUAGCGGAGCUCCUCGGCGGGCGCCCCUUCUUCAAGGGCCGCGACUACGUAGACCAGCUCAACCAGAUCCUGCACAUCCUGGGUACGCCCAACGAGGAGACGUUGUCGCGGAUAGGCUCGCCGCGGGCGCAGGAGUACGUGCGCAACCUGCCGUACAUGGCCAAGAAGUCGUUCCCGUCGCUCUUCCCCAACGCCAACCCGGACGCGCUGGACCUGCUGGACCGCAUGCUGGCGUUCGACCCGACGCGGCGCAUCUCGGUCGAGGAGGCGCUCCAGCACCCCUACCUCGCCAUCUGGCACGACGCCAGCGACGAGCCUGACUGCCCGGCCACCUUCAACUUCGACUUCGAGGUCAUCGACGAGGUCUCCGAGAUGCGCAAGAUGAUCCUCGACGAGGUCUUCCACUUCCGCCAGCUCGUCCGCAUGGUUCCUGGCUCCGGUAACCAGGGCGGUAACAUGCCCGCCCCGCAGGUGCCCCUGCCGUCCGGUGGUCAGAACCACCAGUGGAAGGCCGAUGAUCCCCGCCCCCAGGAGUAUGGCGCCAUGCAGGGCCUUGAGGCCGAGUUGGCAGGUCGGUGA